AUGGCAAAUGGCAGGAGCAAGUUGUCCGAUCGCAAUUUGCUGCAAGCUGCUUGUCAUGAGUUCCAGAAGGUGGACACCUACCACCGUGGCCUGAUCACCUCGGCCAACUUCGCCAAGGCUCUUGGAACUCUGGGCUUGAAAUAUGGACAGCCGGAGGUGGAUGAGAUUCUGCAGUAUUGCACUGUCACAGAUGAUGGAUAUGUCCACUACAAGGAGCUGCACAACGUGCUGUCGCCAGAUCAGCCCCGAGCAAAGCAGAGCAGCAUGAAGACCACCAUUUAUCCAAGUGAGGCUUCAGAAAUGAUGGCUUCGAGUGGCGAACGCAAUGGGUUUUAUGUAGCCAAGACGGAAGACAUUCGCAAGGUCUUUGCACUGUGGGAGAGGGGGCGAAUCUCCAGUGAACAGUUCAAGGAAGCAUUGCAAAGGUGUGGUGCACCGAUGACCGCGGAGCUGGACCGGCUUCUCCUUAUGUAUGGUCCUGCGAGAUCGAUGCCCUUCAGCAAGCUGAUGUAUGCCUUGCAGAUCGACGCUAACGAUGGAAGAAGAGCUCGAAAUGCGAGAUCUUUGGAUUGUGAGAGCCGGUUCAAGCCGGUUCAAGCGUGCCCUCGAAAUUUGGAGUUUGAGUUUGCAAGUUCAUCCCGGUUCAGCAUGCUCAUCCCAGGCACGGUGUUGCAGCCACGCCUUUCGAUCAAGUUUCUCAGCUCAAGGAUGCCUGUCGAUGCCGUGAGGUUUUUUCAACCUGAAACAUGGUGCUGA
Messenger RNA from Cladocopium goreaui, 756 nucleotides. Lineage: Eukaryota; Dinophyceae; Suessiales; Symbiodiniaceae. The record is from the annotation of a GenBank genome assembly.